AUGUCCAGCCACGAAGGGAACACCAUGGAGGACCAAACGGGCAGCUGCUGCAGCGCGGUGACAACACUCGUUCUCGUCGGCAUCUUCUUGGCUUCCUGCGCCGUUCUCUUUAUCAUCUUCUUCUUCUCCCGCAGCUUGCUUCGGAGCACCUGGCACGAGCGCGCCACGGCCGGGCUUGAUCGCUCCGCCAUCCGCGCCCUGCCCACCUUCGCCUACCGAAGAGCCACCUAUGAUCAGGGCAGCGGCACCGGCGCCGGCAAACAGGGGACGUCGGCGGAGUGCGCGGUCUGCAUCAGCGUGGUGGAGGACGGGGAGGAGGUGAGGUUGUUGCCGAACUGCAAGCAUGUUUUCCAUGUACAGUGCAUCGACAUGUGGUUGCACUCCCACUCCACCUGCCCCUUAUGUCGGAGCGCCGCCGAGCCCAGGAAGAUGGCCAAGAAGGUGGGAGCAGCCGAGGUCGACCUCGCGACCACCGCCGUCUGAGUUGUAUACUGGUGAAGCCCAGGAUGAUGGAUUCGCCGUUCCGGGGAGGAUGCUGCGCGCUGAAGAGAGAACUUAGAGAAGCAGUAGUAAUUUGUGAAAUUCUGUAGAUUUAUUCUUUUGAUUUACCUUAAUUUCGUAAAUCAUCGGUUUGAGAGAAAUGAAGGGUUCCUGCUGUAGAAAUUCUGUUUAGUGAAGGGCUUGUCUGCUUUUGUGAGGUAUUUACCUGCAAGUUUUCAUGGCUUUAGGUGGUGUCGUGAUUGGCUAAUGGGGGAGCGGAAGUUCAGAGACUUGGUACUCGGUGAAAGGGCAAAGGACUUGGUUUGUCUUCGUCUGUCCGGUGACUUGCGUAGAAGUUUUGUUUAUAGGCUGUAUGGUUGUUGAGAUAUUCUUGUGUAUUUAAAUAUGGUUUGAAUGAAUGAUCAGGCAGCAGUUUGGCUUGCAA
Molecule: messenger RNA, 925 nt
Organism: Phoenix dactylifera (date palm)
Lineage: Eukaryota; Viridiplantae; Streptophyta; Magnoliopsida; Arecales; Arecaceae
Source: RefSeq, a predicted model, not a curated record